Messenger RNA from Eupeodes corollae, 1012 nucleotides. Its product is annotated as kynurenine formamidase. The record is from RefSeq and is a predicted model, not a curated record. Lineage: Eukaryota; Metazoa; Arthropoda; Insecta; Diptera; Syrphidae. The transcript has 4 exons. Bases 126 to 995 code for a protein of 289 amino acids.
CGCGAUAAGCGCCACCAGUCGUAAUCUGUCUGCCUCCGAGUAGUGUGUUGAGCUAAAAAAUUACCUCCAAGCAUCAUUAUCAUAUCAGAAGAAGUUAAAACAACGUUUUAGCAGCUACUAUCACAAUGGACCUAGAUAAAGAGUAUUCCCCGUCACAAUGUAGCCAUCGAUUAAUUGAUAACAGUCCAGCAGACAUAAUGAAUUCGUUUGUGAAAAUUCACAUAGAAGAAACUCAGCGUGUAAGAAAAGUCUAUAAACAUCGUUUGGAUGUCAGCUAUGGAGACACUGCAAUGCAAUCUAUGGACAUUUACUUUAAGGAUCAAGAGUCUAAUACCCCCAUUUUUGUCUAUAUCCAUGGUGGAUAUUGGAUAGAGCUUACUAAGGAGGAAUCUGGAAUUUGUGUGGAACCGUUGGUGGAAAGAGGCUAUAGAGUCGUGGUUAUGGAUUAUGAUCAGUGUCCCAAUGUGACUCUAGAGGAAAUUGUCCAGCAGACUAGAAAGUUUUUGAAGUACUUGCUCAAAUACGCAGUGGAUACAAAUGCUGGAAACAUCUCCUUCUGUGGUCAUUCGGCUGGUGCCUAUCUAAUUGCAACUUUACUUCAGCCCGCCUGUCUAGAGCUACCAAAUUCCAAUUUAAUAAAGGAUUUCUAUUUGAUAUCCGGAAUCUAUGAUCUACGUGAACUUCAUAAAGUUAAUGCUGCAAAUCCCAAUAAUGUUCUAUCAUUGGAUGAAGAAUCAGCUGUGAGGCUUUCACCGAUUUUAUUUGAAUUGCAUAAAUCUGCAGUUAAUAUUAAAGUUUAUGUUUUGUUUGGAGAACAUGAUAGUAGUGUGUUUAAAAAACAAUCUAAGGAUUUCUGUAAGAGACUAGAAUCAGAAAAUAUUCCAACAAAGCAAUCUGAACUCUUGGAACAUGAUCAUUUUACUAUCAUCGAAGAACUCAGAAAUGAGGAUUCAUCUAUCAUGGGUUUUAUACUUAAACAAUUGGACUUAAAAUAAAAAUUAAUCAAAAAAGA